Messenger RNA from Antechinus flavipes (yellow-footed antechinus), 1810 nucleotides. RefSeq names its product ISL LIM homeobox 2 (gene ISL2). Gene Ontology annotation, biological process: neuron fate specification; positive regulation of transcription by RNA polymerase II; axonogenesis. Bases 96 to 1175 code for a protein of 359 amino acids. Gene Ontology annotation, cellular component: nucleus. The record is from RefSeq and is a predicted model, not a curated record. Lineage: Eukaryota; Metazoa; Chordata; Mammalia; Dasyuromorphia; Dasyuridae. The transcript is spliced from 6 exons. Gene Ontology annotation, molecular function: DNA-binding transcription factor activity, RNA polymerase II-specific; cis-regulatory region sequence-specific DNA binding.
CCACCCAAGUCCUCCGGGUUGGAGGAGUUAGUUAGCCAAGAGCCGAGCCCGGACGAAGCCCACCAUCCUCGCGUCUGCAUCCUAACACUUCGCGCAUGGUGGAUAUUCUUUUUAAUUAUCCUUUUCUGGGUGCUAUGGGGGAUCACUCCAAGAAAAAGCCGGGGAUUGCCAUGUGUGUCGGCUGUGGGACUCAGAUUCACGACCAGUACAUCCUCAAGGUCUCUCCGGACCUCGAGUGGCACGCAGCCUGCCUCAAGUGCGCCGAAUGCAGCCAGUACUUGGACGAAACCUGCACGUGUUUUGUGAGAAACGGCAAGACGUACUGUAAAAGGGACUAUAUCAGGUUGUUCGGCAUCAAGUGUGCCAAAUGCAAGGUGGGUUUCAGCAGCAGCGACCUGGUGAUGAGAGCCCGGGAGAACGUGUACCACAUCGAGUGCUUCCGCUGCUCCGUGUGCAGUCGCCAGCUGCUGCCCGGGGACGAGUUCUCCCUGAGGGAGCACGAGCUUCUGUGCCGGGCUGAUCACAGCCUCCUGCUGGACAGGGCCUCGGCCGAGAGUCCUCGGAGCCCGGGACACUUAGCAAGCAGCAGGAGCCUCCAUCUGUCAGAGCCGGGCUCGGGCCGCCAGCCGUCGCUGCGGCCGCACGUGCACAAGCAGACGGAGAAGACGACCCGGGUGCGGACGGUUCUGAACGAGAAGCAGCUGCACACGCUGCGGACCUGCUACGCCGCCAACCCGCGGCCCGACGCGCUCAUGAAGGAGCAGCUGGUGGAGAUGACGGGCCUCAGCCCCAGGGUCAUCCGCGUCUGGUUCCAGAACAAACGCUGCAAAGACAAGAAGAAGUCCAUCCUCAUGAAGCAGCUGCAGCAGCAGCAGCACAGCGACAAGACGAGCCUGCAGGGCCUCACCGGGACCCCUCUGGUGGCCGGCAGCCCCAUCCGACAUGAGAGCGCAGUGCAGGGCAGUGCCGUGGAGGUCCAGACUUAUCAGCCCCCCUGGAAAGCACUCAGCGAGUUUGCCCUACAAAGUGACCUAGACCAGCCAGCCUUCCAGCAACUGGUGUCCUUCUCUGAGUCAGGCUCCCUGGGGAACUCCUCUGGCAGCGACGUGACCUCCUUAUCCUCCCAGCUCCCGGACACUCCGAACAGCAUGGUGCCCAGCCCGGUGGAGACGUGAGGAGCCUGGGGCCUGCGGGCCCCCUGUCCCGUGGAUCUAGCAUGCUCCCUGCAUGAGACUCACCCAUGCUCAGGCCAUUCCAGCUCUCUGAAAACCCUCUCUCCUUUUAAUUAUUAUUGUUAUUUAAAGCAAAGAGAGAGAAAGCGAGAGAGAGACGCGAGAGAUACUGUCUUGACUGCCAAAAGCACCAGGAUGUGACCUUCCUUCUGCAGACCGGAGAACCCCUUCUCUGCUGGGCUUAUUUUUGCAAAACCCAAAUUGAGGAUUUACUAGGAUUAGGCCUUCCCCCUCCCCUCUCCUCCCCCAGUACACCAUGUAAUCCGGCUUUCUGACUCUCCCCAUCCCAACUCACCUGGUGACUUAGAAAGAAAAUCGAUUUCCAGCCAGAAGCUGGGGAAGGCUGACCUCUCCCUUUCUCCCUCUGACCCACUCAGGGCUUUGGGGUCAACUUGGCUUCAACUGGCCGCUCCCUUUUUGGUUUGCUGGUGGUUGUUUUCUUAAGUGCUUUUGUUGGUUAGGGAUGGGGGGAGGGCUAAGGAAGAACACAAGGAGAGAAUGCCCAAAGCCCUAAAUCGCAUGAUUGCUGGAAAACCAAAACGAAACUGAACCAAACCCCAAAUAUAUGGAGAAAGAGA